Messenger RNA from Chrysemys picta bellii (western painted turtle), 1795 nucleotides. Lineage: Eukaryota; Metazoa; Chordata; Testudines; Emydidae. The record is from RefSeq and is a predicted model, not a curated record.
CUGCGGGGGGCGGGUGUGCGCAGGGAGGCUGUCACUCACAGGGUUGUGGGGAACCCUCUUUGCAGAGGUGGAGCUCCCGGCUCUUCGGGAGAAGCUGCUCGUUUCCUUCCAGGAUUUUGUGUGGCAGAGACACGCUUCCCUGGGGGCAGCCAAGGACUCCUGCUUCCUGCAGAGAGAGAACUGCACCGGGGUGACGCAGCUGCAUGGUGCCCACUACACGGUGAACGGAACCCUGCUCGUCGACAGUCCUGGCUCCGGUGCCACCCUCUACGUCAAGUCAGGUCUCGUGAGCGGGAGGUGCCCUGGAGGAGCUGGCUGGUGGUACUGGGACGGACACUGUUACUACGUGGAGGAGAGCGAUGCCGAGACGUGGCAGCAAGCGGAGGCAGCCUGCAGUGCCUCUGGAGAAGGCAUGGGGCUGCUGGCUCUCGACAGCCUGGAGGAGACGGCCUGGGUGACAGCCAUGGUGCAGAGGGACAGCUGGACUGGGCUGAAUGACCUAGAUGGCGACGGCAGCUGGACGUGGGCAGUGGCUCAGCACGCAGAUGGUGCUGCCCCCUGGCUGGCCGAUGUGCCGCUCCUUCCGGGAGGCUGCCUGAGCAUCGGAGCCCCGGGGGAUUCUGGCCUUACCGUGUCCAACUGUUCAGGACUCAAGCCCUGGGUCUGCGAAGGAGCGGAGGUUCCCUGGAGCCGCUGCCCCACGGAGCCUGGCUGGAGACACUGGAAUGGUAACUGCUACUACUGGGACUCGUCCUUGGCCGGCAGCACCUGGCAGGAGGGGCUGCAAGUGUGUCGGCAGUUCCGACAGACAGAGCUGCUGUAUCUGACCUCGCGCCAGGAGAAGGACUGGAUAUGUUCAAACUUCAGGGGUGCCUUCUGGACAGGCCUGAAUGAUCAGACGGAUGAAUCCGUAUUUCAGUGGACUACACGCGAUCCCAUCACCAGGCAGCUCGCGGAGCACUUACGAGACGACCUGGCGGACGGCGGCCUGAAGGAUUGUGUGUGGCUGGAUACAGCAAGCGGACUUCUAACGGAUGCCAGCUGUGAGGAGAGAAAGCCGUUCAUCUGCAAGUGCAGCGAGGCUACCGAGUGGUUUGUGAAGCAGCCUGGCCGGGGCGUGGUGGGAGACCCAGCAUUCCUGCACCCCUCUGCCGAGAGCCUGGAACAGGCCAAGCAGGAGUGCCUCCGUGAGAGGAGUGUGUGCGCAGGCGUUCUGCAGGCUGGGACAGGCGUCUACCUGAUCAGCUCCAAGGCUGGCAUCAUCUCCCGACCCAACUCCACACUCUACAUAUGGACCAUAUGUGCUGAGGGGUUCAGCGGCCUGCGCUGUCAUAGAUACACUGCCCCCCAAGAGCGACCCCCAUGUGAUUGCAGUGGCAGAGUCCGGGUGUCGGCAACCCAAGUGUGUGGUGUCCCUGUGCAGAGCUGCAUUGACUACUGUCGCCACACAACGGCCCAGAGCAACUGCUCCCUCUGCCUGCCUCUCUGCUCUGACUCCAGCCUGGGCCUCCUGGACCCCGAGGAGCUGGCUGUGGUAUCCAUGGUGCAGUUCAAAGUGUCGCAGUCCCUCAACCUCACCUCGGAGGACGAGCGUGAUCAAACGAAUGCAUCUAAAAUCAUCUACCACAGCGAAUUCCCCUGAGCAAUCAGUGCCUCAGGGAAUGCUGGGAAAGGGCGGCCCAGUGCUCGUCUUUCAAAGGUUCCCCCGGUUCUUCCCUUUCCCAUUCGGUUUUGUGCUGCCGUUUUGUUGUAAACGUGCUGGGGGAAGGGGGUCAAUGUAAUGUUCCCAACCAUC